UUUUUGAACUUGCAUAGGGAACUUCAGGACCUCUCACUCCGACUCUUCCCAAACGCUGCGGGCGUCCUGUCAAAUAUGCAUGAUGCAGCUCUAUUACUUGGGAGGUCCACUGGGCUGGCGAAAACUUGGAGCCCAUCCCAAUUCUCGCGGUCACCGACGAGCCUCAAUCGAAGGCACCGUCCCGCAAACGUUGCAGUGCAGUACUUGAGCAGUGUAGGGAACGUAUACAAACAUCAUAGAGUAGUAGAACAGUCUAGGGAAGGACCAGAGUUUGAGUCCUGUAGAGCGGGUCAAGGCAAAAAGAUGCUCGAGCCUCUUCAAGUGCUAACUUAGACUGGCGAGAGCAAGGAAAUGGAGGAAGCAACGGAACCGGGGCUCUGUUAUCGGGACAAGUCAAAAGUGGUGCAUGAAGGACUUGCGAGGUUCUUCAAUCGGGAGACGUUUUCUGACUUGACCGUGGUGGACCCGGAUGGCAACAGAAUUCGGUGUCACCAGCUGGUGCUGUCAUCGUGCAGCAGAAAGUUUGCGGACAUGCUGGAGCAAGGCAAAGUUGAGGAGCUGCCAGUGCGGGGCGUUGACGCUCAGGGUCUCUACCUGGUCCUCCGCUUCUUCUACACGGGCGAGUGCCACGUGGACCACACGUCGGUUAUCGCCGUGUAUGACGCUGCGAACCGGCUAGACGUGGACGGCCUGGCGACGGCGUGCGAUGUGUACAGCAAGCAGCUGCUGGGGCCGGGCACAGCGUGCACGCUCUUCCAACAGGCACAGCGCUUUGCGCUCCAGGAAUUCGCGGAGUCCUGCAGCCGCAUCAUCCGUGUGCGGUUCGAUGAGGUUGUGCAUAGCGAGGAUUUUCUCACCGUCGACCGGCCAACGCUGAUGAAGAUUCUGGAGGACAACAUCCCGCACCACAACGAGGGCAGCAUCUUCCGUGCGGCGUGGCGCUGGGGCAUGUCCUCUUUGGCACGGAUGCAGGAGAUGCCGAAGGUGUUUAAGAUGGUCAAGGUGCCGAACCUGAGCAUGCAAGACCUCGUCAACAUCGCGGGGCCUCUACCCGGGCCCGCACCGCAGCUGGUGCGGAACCGCGGAGCCAGCAACCCCACCGCGACAGGGCACACGGCCGCCGGCAGCCAGUUCCAGCAGGCUAGCGCGCGCGCCCCCGACACGCUGGAGGUGCUAUCGCCUGCCAAGCUGCGUGAGGCCCAGAGUUACCUCAUCCAGCAGAUGCUCGGCGGCAUGGACCUCGUCCGGGCGGUGCGGUCUACGGUGCAGAUGUACGGAUCGGGCGACGGCGAGCCACCGGCUCCUCCGGCGGCACCUGCGCCCUGCCUGCAGCUGGGCUCGCACACGCUACCGCCGCACCGCAUAAGCGGUGGCGUGCCAGGGCACUGCAACGGGGGCGGCAUGCCCAGUGCGCAUUACCACCAGAACCAGUGCUUUCCGGCGCCGCAGCAUCAGCCAGCGCGGUACCACCGUGUCACCAACAACCUAGACAGCAUGCCGUCGCACCCGGCUACGGCGCCAGCCAUGCCGGGAACGGCCGCCGCCGCCUGGAACCAUCUCCACCACAACCAACACCACCAGCACGAAUCACCAGAGAUGGCCAACAGCUGUGCUGCCUCGGGGGGCCACGAUGUGGAGGAUGACGUGCAGCACCAGCCAAGGGUGCCGGCAGGCUACCAGCAGGCCAGCCGGGGUGCUCACGGCGGUGCUGGAGCCGCUGGGCGGCGCGGUGAUGGGCAGCAGGGGACGGUGUUCGGCGGGACUGGCGGCGAGCGCCCCAGCGGCACUGCAGUCAGCGGGACAGCGGGGAGCGGGGGCGAUCAGGACGAUGCCGUCAGCGGUGCACGGCACGCAGCAGCUGGCGGGCACGGACGCGGAAAAGACCGAGACGGCGACCAGUCGGGCGUGCAGCACCAGGUCAUGGAGGCGCUACGGAAACUCAAUCCCGAUCUCCAAGGCCAAGCCAUUGUUGUUGUCGUCAACCCCACGGGCUCACCGCCGCCUGCAGCGGCGCCGCCUGCGGCUAUCGUGCGGCACGGGUCGGGCGUGCGCGUCAUGUGCCAAGUUGACAAGUGCAACCAGGCGAUGGCGUGCCAACAGGAGCAGUAUCAGCGGCUUCGGAUAUGUGAGCACCACUACCACGCGCUGGAGGUGCAGCAUGAGGGCAUGCGGCAAAGGUUCUGCCAGUCGUGCGGUCGCUUGCACCCAGUGGAGGAGUUCGAGUCGAACAUGCACGCGUGUCGUGCACGAUGCGGCGUGGACAGCCGGCAGCGGAAGCGUUUGCGUCCCGACGAGCACGCGGACACUGCGGAAUGCCGGCCAGCGCCGGGUAUGCACGGCAGGGUGGCAAUGCCGCAACAGAUGCCGCGUCAUGGGGCGCACCAAGUUGCGCACCACGUCGCUCACCAGGUUGCGCAUCAAGUGGCGCAUCAGGUGGUGCAGGGCGUGAUGCUGCCUGCGUCUCAGCCUCCUCAGGUGCCGACCUGGGACUGGGCAAUGCAGAGCGACCAGCAGCGCAUGCAUGCGGGCGUCCCAGCGGUGGAGCACGGGCAGUGUCAGGACCUGGCGGCUGGGACACCAAGCAGCACUGGGUCCGCCGGCAAUGCCCCGCAAAAGCAUUCCGGACAGAUGGCGCUGCCACCGCUGCCGCAGCCCCACUUGCCGCAGCAGGGGCAGCGUGGAGGUAUGCUCCCGCCGCAGCAGUUUCACCAGCAGCAGCAGCAGCCCAACCUGGCGUCGUACCCAUCCGUGCCGCCGCCUCGGCGGCCGCAGAUGCAGCCGACCGACCAGCCGCUGCACCGCGUGUCGUCCGUGCCGGCGCAGUUUCAGGGUGGCGAGUCGAAUCAGCACUGCAUGCAGCCGCCGGCUCCACAGCAGCCUCAGAACGCUCCUGUCCGCCACCUGUCCCUGUCCGGCCUCCCCACGGGCGCGCCUGGCAGCAUGCCGCUGCAUCCCAAUCAGCGUGUGCGCCCUUCCAACCCCACGCCCCAGCUGCAGAUGCAGCAGGCGCCCGACCUGCCCCGGCAGUAUUCAGCGCCGCCGCAGCAGGGGCAGGUGGUGGUGCAGCUGCAGCCUGCAACGGGAGCGCAGGGUGAGGACAAGCUUGUGGCGUUCGGCGCACCAGCCGCAGGCGGCAUGGCCAAGUUGAUCCUGUCCACAGUUCCGCUAGACGCGCCAGCGGGUAAUGCGGGUGCAGGGGGCGCACAAGGCCUGAUGCACGCUCCGUCUUCUCGGCCAGCCGGGCCACAGCAGCCGGGGCAGCUGCAGGCGCCGCUCCGGCGGCCUAGUCCGGGCGUCGUUCGGCCGGGCGGCACUGACUCUCACGUGUCCACCUCGCGGGGAGCUCUGCCGCAGCAGGGAGGAGCGCCGGCAUUGCGGCAGAGUCUCGCCAGCGGACCGGGGCGGCCAAUGGCACCGCACCACGGCAUGCAAAGCGUGAACCCCGGCGGCCGGCCUGGCGCCCCGCAGCGUACAACCAUGCCGCCGCCAUCGUCGGCACCCGCGCAGCGACAAAGUGCGCCUCGGUUAGCCGAGGGCAGGGCCCCCAGCCUGAAUCUACGCCCCAGCGCCGAGGCGACAGGCGCAAGGGUGAACGCUGUGCCGUCGCAGCAACUGAUGCAGCAGCUGCCGCCCCCGCCGCAACAAGCACCAACGCAGGCGUCAGCGCAAGCAGGAGCGCCGAUGUGGCCGGCCCCGCAGCAGGGCCUGCCUCAGGCUGCCCAGCAGCAUGCAUUCAUUCAGCAGCAGCAGGUGCAGCAGGCGCAACAGGUGCAGGUGCCUCAAGCACAGCGACCGCUGGAGCAGCAGCAGCAGCAGCAACAGUUGCCGGAGCAGCAGGCGCAGCCGCCGCAGGAAGGGUCGCUGAACCAGGACGCCUUCUGCGGGCAGGCGGCGCUCGCCUCGGAGUAUCCGCAACUGCAGUCUAUGCCCAUGCACAUGGACAGCACCGAGUACGCCUACGGCGAGCAAGCCUGCAACGGUGGAGCGCCACAAACGGCAGACCCGUCGCCGCCGCAGCCACCCCAGCCGCCGCCACCUCCGCCUCCGGGCUGGCAGCAGCUGCCGCCUGACCAGAACGCCCUGUACGGACAGGGCGAGCUACAAUACCACCAGCCGCAGAUGCAGCCCCUCUUCCACGACGGCGCCAUGCAAGCUGCUGGCAGCGCGGCGGCGGGUAAUUCCGCGGUCGGUGGCGCGGCAGGCGAGGAGCCUACCACCCCGCGACACGCCGGCAUCCGGGCGCCGCAGGUUGCAGUGAUGGGCGGCGGCGGCAUGGCGGCGGCCCUGGCGGCUACCAUCAGCGGCAACGCGGCGGUAAGCAGCUUCGACAACCGGUUGGGGCUGCCACGCGACCUGCGCGUGAGCAUUAAUGGCAACUACAGCUUCGGUGACCUGCACGAGCUGGUGACGCCGGGCUCGCACGGGCUGCUGGACAGCGGGCUCGUAUCGCCCAACACUGAGCUGUUCAACAUCCUCAACACCGGCAACGGCGCGGAGGACACGCUGGGCAUGGGCCCCAUGCUGGACCUGCUGGGCCCGGGUGAGUCCAUGUAUGACGACACAGCCAACACCAGCCAGGCCUUGCUGCCCGGCCCCAGCGGAGCCGGCACUGCAGGGCCCAGUGUGCCGCCCACUCUGCCGCUGCCGCCGCAGCAGUAGUAGAGGUGGCUGCAAUUGAGGGCGGCAGCUUUGCCAUGAAUGCCUCAGGGCCGCGACGUGGGCAGGUCGUGCUUACAUCUUGGGAUUUGGCUGAAGGGCAGAGGCAAAGAUGUGUCCGAAAGUGAUCAGGGACAUUUGGUUUCCAUACAGCCCGUUUUGCGCUUAUGAUCGCAACGGGCAGGUGGCACGGUAUUCGUGCCAAGGAUGCAUGCGCACGGUAUGCGCAAUGACGGGUCGCGCACGAUUCACAGCAGAGAACUACUCGUGUUGCAGGUUUGAGUUGCAGGAGGCCCUCCUCCGUGCAAGUAGUAGUCGAUGUGAUGUGAGUAGGACAACUGUCGACAGUCCUGCGUUGCGUGAGGAUGUCGGAUGGCUUUCAGGCACUUAACGGAUUGCCAAGACUUUAUCACCUUUAUUAUCCUAUUUUCAAGGUGGCAAGACUUGGUUUGGUGGCGGUGGUGGCUGUGAUUUACCAGCACGGGAAGCUACGGUACCUGUGCGGUCUGGCGUGAUUAAACGAGGAUGACAUGACUAACGGAAUUCAAUCAUCUAUACACGGGCACUAUUUGUGGUCCGCUAGUCCGCUAUGCGUUGCCACAGCGACCAUGCCAGCAUGGCGCCGUGGAGCAAUCUAGAGUACGUGUGGUAAAAUUUCGUGACGUGUCCGGGUGGCGGUGCACGGAAGGGAGCAGGAAGUCCUGACUAUAGACCACUAAAACGCUCCCUGCGGAAACAGAGUGGUAGUGAUAUUUAUGUCAUCUGCGGAUGCGCACCAAUGUCCUUGCGCCAGUGGGCUGUACGAGUGACUUGGUAGUAGUGACUGGGGCGCUUCUUCAAGGGUUUUAACAAAUCAAUCUGUGGGUUCGGGUGUGAUGCCGAACGCACAACUAUACGCAUCUGUGUAAUCGGUUCCAUUG
Messenger RNA from Chlamydomonas reinhardtii, 5576 nucleotides. RefSeq lists its product as uncharacterized. Gene Ontology annotation, cellular component: nucleus. Lineage: Eukaryota; Viridiplantae; Chlorophyta; Chlorophyceae; Chlamydomonadales; Chlamydomonadaceae. Gene Ontology annotation, molecular function: DNA binding; protein binding. The transcript has 8 exons. The record is from RefSeq and is a predicted model, not a curated record. The coding region runs from base 352 to 4659 and encodes 1435 amino acids.